Molecule: messenger RNA, 1765 nt
Organism: Paramuricea clavata
Lineage: Eukaryota; Metazoa; Cnidaria; Anthozoa; Malacalcyonacea; Plexauridae
Source: the annotation of a GenBank genome assembly
AUGGAUAUUGAUUACUCAAACAAAUCUUUGAGUGAUGGUUUAGGAAGCAGUGGAUCGAGUUAUAGCAAAGACAUGAACGUCGAAAGAGACAUAAACAUGAUUCAACCUUAUGUGUUUGAACCAGUUGAAACCGACUCAAGCGGUGACCAUGAAGAUUUGGAAGAAAUUGCUUUGGAAUCUUCGUCAAGUUCUGACAAAACCACCAGACUUCAGGACACAAACUGGUAAUUAUUUACUAAAAUUUGCUUCUAUUAUUUAUUUUGUAGAUAUGUAGGUUAAGCUUUUUCAGCAACAUGCACAACUAGGGUUAUUAGUGCUUUAAUUGUUUGUACAUUAUUAUGGGUGGCAUUAUUAUACAUUAUUAUGUUUGUACUUAUAUUAAAUUAUUAUAAUUUUCAAUGAAUCAAACAUGACUGAAAAUCAUAAAUUCAACUUUAGCCCAAAUUAACUUGGUUUAACCCAAAUUAACUUAUGAUUAAAUUGGAACUUGGCAUUAUGUAGGUGCCUUUCAUGGCGAACAAUUUCGUACAGUCAGUGGAAUGCACCGCAGGCACGAAAAUUAUAGCGACAUGUACCGCAGGCGCGGAAUCCAAUAUGGCGGAAAGAUUAUCUUCCCGGGAUCGUCCACGUACAGGUUAUUAUAAACAAUUACACAACUUAACAACAGACAUACUUUACAAAACAAAGACAGAGAAAAGAAGAAAACCUCCAGAAGACAUUUUUUAUGAAGUUGAGAGGAUUAUCUCACGACGUGUGAUAAAUAGAACGGUAAAGACAAGUAUUAGUAUUUUUAUAAUUUUAGGUCACAAAUUUACAUGAUAUUAACAUGCAGUGGGUGAAUAUAUUUGUCUUCCUUUUAUCUUACAGAACAAAUAUUUAAUAAAAUGGAAAAAUUACAGUCUGUUUAAUUGCUCUUAAUUGUUCUUGGGAAGACGAGGAAGAUCUUACUCCAGACCUCAUCAGGUAUAAAAUGGUGACCCUGCCCAUUUAUCAAUAUCAUAUGCAAUUUUUAUAGUGAUAUCUCGUGUUUGGGCAUUUAUUCCCUGAUAAAUAUUGUCAUUGCUCAUUAGCUCAAAAUUUCAUGUUGGUGCGAUGCUUUUUACUUGGUUAACAGUUCACAAAAAGUGAUAUUCACAACCCCCUGGAAAUAAUAUGUGACGUUUUGCUUGGCCUGUUUUAAAGUCAGGGCAAUUACUGAGUUGACAAUAUUUGUGUGAAUAGUUAGCAAAAUUUAAAGAAGGGGAAAAGUUCGCUGACAUUAAUCUUAAGCAAUAUUUAAAUCAUUUCACAAAAAGCUUUAGAAUUAAAAUUGAACUUUAAUUAAACCAUUUUUAAUUUGUUCAGGACAUAUGACAGACCCCCUGUUAACACCGAAAGACUACAUGCAAAUCUGGAUACAUUGCUGCAGGCAAUUGUGGUAAGACUGAAGAGCAAAGCUAGACCACCAUCUAGCGUUUCUUUCCACCAUGACUGCUAUCGACACUGUUUUUACAGCAAAGGAAGGCUUUCCCAAGAUGGCAAAUCAGUGUUCUUGGAUAGGCAUGAUUUUGGGGACUUCAAUUUUUUUACUGGAUGGGAUCAUUGUCUGGAUACGAAUGGUGAUGGAGUUAUCAUAAAAUACCCGAUCAAGAUCCGUUCCCUUUUAUCCUGGUCACCCAAAGUCUCAGUGAUACAGAAUGGCAUUCUAACGCCUGCGCCAAGAAUGCCUCAAGAAAAACUGUUAGUUGACUUUAUACGGCAACCAUUUUCGGUUCUUUCAACAUAG